GGAAAAUUGACAGUGAACCUUUAUCAACUGCUGCGAUGGCGAUGGAUGCCAUUACGCAGCGUGUCAUUGGAACAUUCCUCGCUGGCAUGGGAAUGGCCUUUGUGAUAUGCUCCACCGUAACCUGGUCGCGAAAGUUUAACAGAAAUCGAAACAAGCUUCUGCAGCUAGUAGUGCUCCUCCUUGCGUUCCUAUUCAACGCUUUGAUGCUAGUCGUCGCCAUGGACUUUAUAAAGCUGCAAAUUUCAGCACGCACGACGGUUGCCGCUUUCUGCAAUACCAGGAUCAGCACGACCGCACAGUACAUUUACAUGUAUUUCAUGACGAUACGACUGUUCUCCGUUCUAGAAGGGCGACAGCGUUUUGCUAGGGCGCUUGGCUAUUUAGUGGCGGGGCUAAUCGUCUGUUCGUGCCUGCUCAAUGACGGGGCAAACUUUUAUUCCCUCUCCCAAUCGAAAAUGAACAUUGUCCUCUUCACCAACAAUAAGUACUUUAAUCAAAUCGCCAAAGGUUCAUCAACAACCGGAACCCUCCUUUACACCGUCAUGCUGACCGUCACCGACAUUCUCCUCCUCACCAAAAUAAAGGGAAUCAAAGCAACCCUCUCCGGAGGCAAGAGCAGAGGCAUGGCAUCGCAUCAGAGGGUGCAGAUAGCCAUUCUUCUCAUUGCCAUCUGUGGAAAGAUCACAGAAAGCGUCCUAAAGAUCCUCAGUAUGGCGACAACGUACAUGAGUCUGGAUUCUUACUUUCGUGGUACGAACAUGGCGAUCGAGAUUUGGCAGCUUGUCGAGCUGGGUGUUACAGUUCAAGAUGUCAUGACCCCAAAAUCAGACGCAAGCAGCAUUACAAGCAGGGGUGCACAUCGUUCGGGGACGUGA
Messenger RNA from Spizellomyces punctatus DAOM BR117, 875 nucleotides. RefSeq lists its product as uncharacterized. Bases 36 to 875 code for a protein of 279 amino acids. The record is from RefSeq and is a predicted model, not a curated record. NCBI's taxonomy places the organism in Eukaryota, Fungi, Chytridiomycota, Chytridiomycetes, Spizellomycetales, Spizellomycetaceae. The transcript has 2 exons.